AUGGCGUCCGCACACUCACUCCGGUGCCUCGUGAGGCCGGCGGCCAUUCCCCGGGCUCCUCGCAUUCAGCCCAUCCUCGCCGCCCCAUUCUCGACCACCGCCGCAGUCCAGGCCGCCGCCGCGCCUCCGCCCAUCAAGAGCCGUCGGGACCUCCCGCAAAAGGUCAAGAAGGCUUACAAGAAAAAGGCCAACAUCGUCCCCGUCCGGAAACCCAACCCUGGCGAGCGCAAGGCCUUCCGGAAGCGCAUCCAGCUCAGCAACAACAGCGCCCUGCCCGUCGAAGGCCUCAACUCGCUGGACCAGAAGAACAUGACCCUCGAAGAGAGUGCUGGAAAGGUCUUUGCUAUUCCUGACAAUGUGGUGGAUCACCUCCGUGCCCUCGAGGCCUUCAAGACGACACAGAGCUGGAACCUGUUCCGGAGGCCGCAUGUGCUACUACGCAAGGAGACGGUUGAGUUGAUGAAGAGGCUCGAGGCCUCGGCUGAGAAGAAGGAGGCUCUCAAGUGCCAAGAUCUGACAAACGGCAACACUGAGUACUCACCCAUCCCCGACACAGAGCCCAUGCAGUUCGCCCAGCCCGUCUACUGCCUCAAGAUGAUCCAGAGCAUCUACCGGGCCAACCGCGCAGCUCUCGAGAAGCUGCAGCUUGAAAAGGACUGGUCCAAGUUCACCAACCUCAAGCAGGGCGCCACCCUCGCCGACCUCGCCCUAAGCGCCAAGGAGGCCGAGUACGCCUGGCCUACCCUCCUCGCUCUCUGGACUGAGCUCACCCUGCCCGGUCGUCCCCCCGUGCUCUUUGCCCUCGAUGGCCUCUCCCACAUCAACAAGAUCAGCGAAUACCGGGACCCUUCCUUUAACCAGGUCCACUCCCACGAGCUUGCUCUUGUGCGUCUCUUUGUCGAUGCCCUCUCAGGCAAGGCUCCCCUGCCCAACGGCGGAGCCGUCAUCGGCGUCACAUCAGCGAACAACGCCCACCGCCACCCCUCUCAGGAGCUCGUCCUCUCCCAGCUCGAGGCUGGCCAAGCCGGCCGUGAGGUUCCCAAGCCCAACCCCUACGAGCGCAAGUACGAUGAGCGUGUGUAUGAUGCUCUCAGGCACAGCUGGGUGCUCCGGCUCGAGGGCAUCACCAAGGACGAGGCCCGGUCCCUGAUGGAGUACUGGGGUGCCAGCGGACUCUUCCGCAACGUGCUCAACUCGAGGACCGUCUCGGAGAAGUGGACCGUGGGAGGCCACGGCAUCGUGGGCGAGAUGGAGCGGGCAGCCUUGAUGCAGAUGAAACUGUAAAUGUAUUCUAGAAAUGUACAAUAUCGGUGUCUGAGUAGAAACCUCAAAAACAUGUAUCAGCUCCAA
Fusarium vanettenii 77-13-4 is the source of this 1350-nucleotide messenger RNA. RefSeq lists its product as uncharacterized. The record is from RefSeq and is a predicted model, not a curated record. Gene Ontology annotation, cellular component: mitochondrial small ribosomal subunit. Gene Ontology annotation, molecular function: structural constituent of ribosome. Lineage: Eukaryota; Fungi; Ascomycota; Sordariomycetes; Hypocreales; Nectriaceae. The transcript is spliced from 2 exons. Bases 1 to 1284 code for a protein of 427 amino acids.